Messenger RNA from Solanum tuberosum (potato), 1714 nucleotides. RefSeq names its product cytochrome P450 71A9-like. The transcript has 3 exons. The record is from RefSeq and is a predicted model, not a curated record. Gene Ontology annotation, molecular function: iron ion binding; heme binding; monooxygenase activity. The coding region runs from base 35 to 1546 and encodes 503 amino acids. NCBI's taxonomy places the organism in Eukaryota, Viridiplantae, Streptophyta, Magnoliopsida, Solanales, Solanaceae.
UUACCUCUUUAGAAACCUCGAUCAAAAUUAAAAAAUGAGUUUCAUUUUUUUCUUGAAAAUGUUAGCUUCUUUCUUUCUCUUUUUGUUCAUACUAUUUUCUUUCACAAAGAAGAAAAACAAAGGAAAAAAACUCCUUCCAAGUCCAAGAAAAUUGCCUAUUAUAGGAAACCUUCAUCAACUUGGAAAAUUGCCUCAUCGUUCACUUCAAAAACUUUCUAAUGAAUAUGGUGAUUUAAUUUUCUUGCAAUUAGGUUCAAUCCCAACUCUCCUUGUCUCCUCCGCCGACGUUGCGAAAGAGAUCUUUAGAGUACAUGAUGUUGCUUUUGCUGGCCGUCCUCCCUUGUAUGCUGCAAAAAGACUUAGUUAUAAUUGUUGUAACGUGUCUUUUGCUCCUUACGGUAAUUACUGGAGAGAGGCCCGGAAAAUUCUAGCUUUAGAGUUGCUAAGCGCAAAGAGAGUAGAAAGUUUCUCAUCAAUUCGCGAUGAGGAAGUGAGUCGUUUGAUUCAAGAAAUUGGCAAGUCUUUAAACUCAUCUAUUAACAUAAGUGCAUUGGCACUAACCUUGUCAAAUAACGUUGUUUGUCGAGUGGCUUUUGGGAAAGGAAGUGAUGAUGAAAGUGGAUAUGAUAAUGGAGGGAAAAAGUUUCAUGAAAUUCUUUAUGACACACAAGAAUUGUUGGGUGAGUUUAAUGUUGCUGAUUAUUUUCCAAAAAUGGCAUGGAUUAACAAAUUUAAUGGGCUAGAUGAAAGAUUGGAAAAGAAUUUUAGAGAAUUGGAUAAGUAUUAUGACAAAGUAAUAGAAGAUCAUGUUGAUUCAAGAAAUUGGAUUAAAGAAAAAGAUGAUGAAGAUCUUGUUGAUGUAUUGCUUCGAAUUCAAAAGGAUCCAAACCGAGAUGUACCUCUUCAAGAUAGUCACAUCAAGGGCCUUCUUGCGGAUAUAUUCAUAGCAGGAACUGAUACAUCAGCAACAACCAUAGAAUGGAUCAUGGCAGAACUUAUGUUAAAUCCAAAAGUCAUGAAAAAAGUUCAACAAGAAGUGAGACAAGUUGCUAAGGGAAAACAAAAGGUCCAAGAAACUGAUCUUUACAAACUUGAAUACAUGAAAUUGGUCAUAAAAGAAUCCCUUAGACUUCAUCCACCAGCCCCAUUACUAAUCCCUCGAGUAACAACAUCUAGUUGCAAAAUAAUGGACUACGAAAUCCCAGAAAAUACAAGAGUCCUCAUCAACGCGACAGCAAUUGGGACCGAUCCAAAAUACUGGGAAAAUCCAUUGACGUUUAUACCAGAGAGAUUCUUGAAUAAGGAUAUUGAUUAUAGAGGUCAAAAUUAUGAGUUUUUGCCAUUUGGGGCAGGGAGAAGAGGGUGUCCAGGAAUUAAUUUUUCUGUACCACUUGUUGAGCUUGCAAUUGCUAAUUUAUUAUUUCAUUAUGAUUGGACACUACCUCAAGGGCUGAAAGCUAAGGAUCUUGAUAUGGAAGAAGCUUUGGGGAUUACUAUGCACAAGAAAAUUCCCCUUUGCUUAGCAGCUUCUUAUUAUGACUUGUAAUAAAUAUCUCUUGUAUACUACUUGAAUAAAUGUAAGCUCAUCAAGAACAAUAAGGUGUAUCAUUACACUCAAUAUAUUCUUAUAGUAAUAAAUAAUAGCAGACAAUUUGUAAUAAGGAGUACAAUGUGUACAUUUGAAAAAAUCAUUUAUUAUAUAUAUUAUGUGUGC